Molecule: messenger RNA, 1530 nt
Organism: Sphaerulina musiva SO2202
Lineage: Eukaryota; Fungi; Ascomycota; Dothideomycetes; Mycosphaerellales; Mycosphaerellaceae
Exons: 1
Coding region: 474-809 (111 amino acids)
Source: RefSeq, a predicted model, not a curated record
CCUAAAGGUACAUAUGUGUACCUGACCUUUCUGCCAUCGACACAACGGAGUGAGAAGCGACACAGUCAUGCUUGCCCCACGCAGUCAUACUGGCGGCAGUGUGCACUUCCGUUGUGCACCCUCCAACCUCGUGCCGCGGGCCCUCUACGAAGUCUUCUCCAGCUUCCGGCUUUCCAUUUCCUCGCUUCUCCCGCUGCCUCGCCUUUGAGAUGGAAACAACAUCCAACGACCACAACGCGACGAAUCGGAACGACCCCAACAUGGCAUGGCGCCAUCUGGGACAAACUGGACGCCGUCUUUCGUCGAGGCUCCACAACCUUCUUCCGAUCUGGCCGUCUUUCCCAGCGAGUGUGCGCUGAUGUGAAUGCCUGACCGCGAACGCCUACUUCAGGCAGAAAGACCGCUUCGGCCCGCUAGGCCCGAGGGCCGAUUCUACUCCGCUGUGCUCUAGUGUGCUGCUCUGAAGGGUAACGAUGGAGCGAUCCAUCGCGGUGCGUGCUCUACUACUCUCUGCACGCCUCUUCUCUCUGAACACCACCACCACCACCACUACCGCCACCACCGCCCCCCAUCCGCCCACGCAGCAGACUCGCACGCCGGACCUAGAGCGUGUCACAAACUUGUUAGCUCGCCCUCUUGCCCGUCCCAAUCGCUAUCCACCGCCAGAUUCGGAGCUUUGCUGCACGCGAACAUUUCCCACCCACCGACAUUCUGCUCCUGACAAGCAGCUUUCGGGCGGGAACUCGACUUUCCUUAUCAUUGUACUCAUCCUAGGAACGACUUCUGAAAGAUUCGCGGAUUUUGGAUAAGUCGAAUUACCACGAUGCCGCCGUCGCCGCCGGCAAGGCGGAGCACGAGGGGAGCACCGCCAGCGGCACCAGCUUCUACGACAUCAUCCACCAUAUCCUCCACACGGCAGGAUCGAAACGUGCGAGGAACGAAUAACGCAAAGUCUGCCACUCCACGAUCACUGUCCUCCGAGGACAUCAGUGAGCCGCCGCGGCGAAGCCAGCGAUCUCAAGUCGCCCACAAAGACGACGACCCCAGUAAGACAGAGGAUGCCGUAGAGGAUCCCGAUGAAGAAGCUAUGGACGAAGAUGAGAUCACGCGAUGCAUAUGCGGCCUACAAGAAUAUCCUGGUCCUCCAUUGAGCGAGGCGUUCGCGGGCCUUCCAGACGCGCAGGCGGAAGAUGCUGGCGAACUAUUCAUCCUGUGCGAUGGCUGCUCAGUCUGGCAGCAUGGAGGCUGCGUAGGCAUUGUCGCGGAAAACUUGACACCGGAGAAGUACUUCUGCGAGCGGUGUCGACCGAAGCUGCACGCUCUCGGUACAGAUUCACGAGGGUACGUCUGUUCUUUCCUUCACCCUCACCACAUGCCAUAUCACGUCACGCCAUAAUGGCGAUUUCCCUGUAUAAGGGCAAUGGCGCACAUGGCGGGAAGACGAUGGCAGGAGGCAGCUUCAACUGCAGCUGCAAGGUCACUGGCAACAGACCCGUCGGACUGCUUCCACCUCCAAUACUUGCAACUCAA